Messenger RNA from Saccoglossus kowalevskii, 821 nucleotides. RefSeq names its product fibrinogen C domain-containing protein 1-B-like. Lineage: Eukaryota; Metazoa; Hemichordata; Enteropneusta; Harrimaniidae. The record is from RefSeq and is a predicted model, not a curated record.
ACUUUUUAAAUAUAAACAGUAAAAGACAUAUUGAACGACUGUGGCGUUCAAGUUAUUUCGCAAAGUCUUUCUGAGUGAAGUUUAUAUCAAAACAACGCGAUAUGACUGGCUGCUUUUAUGGACUAUUAGUUUACUGUUGCCUGAUGAUGUCAACGUCUACAUGUCCAUUCUAUGGGCAGCUGACUGGCCGUGAUUGUUAUGAAACUUCAUUGAAAUCGCCAUCGGUUGUAAGUGGUGUUUAUACAAUCACCGUCAGUGAAGACAAACCAUUGAAAGUCUACUGUGACAUGAAGACGGACGGAGGAGGAUGGACGGUGAUUCAGCGGCGACGCGACGGCAGUGAAGAUUUCUAUCGCGAAUGGAUAGAUUACAAAACUGGUUUUGGUAAUAUUAGGGAAGAGUUCUGGUUAGGUUUGGAUAACAUUCACAGUCUUACGAAUCAAGAUAAAGAAUAUAGUCUGAGAAUCGACAUGGAGGAUUUUGACAACAACCAUGCGAGUGCGCAAUACAAUCAUUUCAGCGUUGGAAACGAACAAAAUGGCUAUAAAUUGAAUGUGAGAGACUAUAGCGGUACUGCCGGUGAUUCGUUGAGUUAUCAUAACGACAUGGAAUUCGCCACUAAAGACAGAGACAACAACAAUUGCGCAGUGACGUCAUACGGUGCUUGGUGGUACAACCACUGCCAUUGGUCGAACUUGAAUGGAAAAUAUGCAGGAGGGCACAAUUCACGUGACGACGCUAACGAUUCGUGGAAUACGUGGAGAGGGGCAGAUUACGGCCUUAAAAUGAUUGAAAUGAAAAUACGACCAUCGAUGAAAUAA